Messenger RNA from Brienomyrus brachyistius, 2988 nucleotides. RefSeq names its product zinc finger and BTB domain containing 45 (gene zbtb45). Lineage: Eukaryota; Metazoa; Chordata; Actinopteri; Osteoglossiformes; Mormyridae. The record is from RefSeq and is a predicted model, not a curated record. Bases 442 to 2265 code for a protein of 607 amino acids. Gene Ontology annotation, biological process: regulation of transcription by RNA polymerase II. The transcript is spliced from 6 exons. Gene Ontology annotation, cellular component: nucleus. Gene Ontology annotation, molecular function: RNA polymerase II cis-regulatory region sequence-specific DNA binding; DNA-binding transcription factor activity, RNA polymerase II-specific; protein binding.
CACAAAAAGGAAGUAGUUUCCAUUGGGACGCUACUGGCCUCUAGUUGUAUUUACAUCUUCGCUUUAUGAUCCCCCAAAAUGGCUUCUGUAAGGGUCGGAUUUCGGUCUUAGUUCCGAUACGAUUUCACUUAGGAUCACCUUGUUGUGUAUGCAAUGAAUAAUUAACAACUACAUAUAUCAAUAAUUGUCAUUGCUCAGUUAAUCUGGUAGUGCCUACUUAUGUUUUGUGAGACAGAAUAGCAUGUUGCGUCGUGUGCAGUUGAGAGAAACGUCCACCCACUUAACUGCUGUGCAGUGAUGAAAAUAAGAAAUCUGAAACGGCAAGAGUAAGGAAAGAAUUUCUUUAGUAGCACCUCCAUAGUGCUUAACGCUAUGUGAUUACGCCGUACAGUGGCUAGAGUGAGUGAGAGAGAGAGACAGACUCAUAUCACCAGUCCUGCCAUGUCUUCCAGUACAGAAGCCGUGCAUUACAUUCACUUACAUAACUCAAGCCAGUCUGUUUUAGAGGCCUUGCGGUCACAGCGCCAGGAAGGUCUUUUCUGUGAUGUAACAGUCCGUAUCCAUGAUGCAUCUCUACGGGCACAUGCUUGUGUUCUGGCAGCUGGCAGUCCCUUCUUCCAAGACAAACUGCUUUUAGGUCACUCAGAGAUCUCAGUGCCCCCCCUGGUGCCAGCAGAAACCAUUAAGCAACUUGUGGAUUUUAUGUACAGUGGUUCACUGGUGGUACUGCAGUCUCAAGCACUCUGCAUACUAACUGCUGCAAGUAUUUUGCAAAUUAAGACAGUCAUUGAUGAAUGCACCCAAAUUAUUUCUCAGAAAGCUGGGGGGAUUGUGUCUGGUGCUGCAGGGGUUCUACCUAAGCAUGAGGAAAAAAGAUCAAAAGUUAGGGAAAAAGGAGGAGGUUUCCAGAAUUUCUCAAAUUAUGCAACUGGAGACUCAGCAUCAGGAAACCUCAGCAUAAGCAACAGUCACAGUGUUAAUGUGAACAAGAACGGGGCCAGUAAUCUUGAACAGGCUAGACAGUUUGGAGAAAUUCAACUUAAUUCUGUGUGCGAAUCAGGAAAUUUGAGCUCUGAAGCGAGUCCGGCUCAGUUGAAACCAGAAUCUGGUUGUGCUCAAGAUGUCAGAUACAAAUUAAGAGACUUUUUAGAGAUUAGCAACAGUAAUAGCAGUGUACAUGUCAACACUGCUUCUAACAGUGAUGAAAUUAGUGGAGAAAAUAUACAGGAGACCCUUUUGGAAGUAGACAAUGAGGAAACUGUCCCAGGGAUGGAGAAAUACAAUGAGGAGGAAGUGGAAGGGAGAGAGAGAGAGCGAGAUCGGGAUAAAGAACGUGGUGGAGGGCACAGUCGCAAGCAGAGACAACCACUGAGGUUACAGGUUCUUGGAGGAGAGGAUGUGAUGGUGAAAGAUGAAGGAUGGGUAGAAAGUAAUGGGGGGGUGCUCACAUAUGAGGAGGAAAGAAAGGGGCACGAGGCUACACAGGAACCUAUGGAAGGAGCGUACUAUGAAGAGGGGCCCAUGUUUUCUGAGCAUUUCUGGCCACAAACGGAGCAGGAGUCUGAGUAUCCUUCUGAAAAUAUACCAUUUAACUCCAGAGUAUGCAAGACGGUGUCUCCUCCAUCCUCUGCACAACCAAUUAACAAUCAGAUGCUUUUCCAGUACCAAAUGACCCAGCCUCAAUCACCAUCGUACUUUGUGCGUGGACCUAUGAUGAUUGACAGCAAGGCAGAACCAAACCUGCAAAUUCCAUCAACAACCCCAAUGACUCCUGCUACGUUGACAUCCUCUUCCUGUGCAGCAGGCCCCUCCCCAUCCUCUCAAGGCUCUGAAACAUCUUUCGAUUGCUCUCAUUGUGGGAAGAGUUUACGUUCCAGAAAAAAUUACAGCAAACAUAUGUUCAUACACUCUGGUCAGAAGCCCCACCAGUGCAGCAUUUGCUGGCGUUCGUUCUCCCUUCGAGACUACCUGCUCAAGCAUAUGGUGGUGCACACUGGCAUUCGGGCAUUCCAGUGCUCGGUCUGCGGGAAGCGUUUCACUCAGAAAAGUUCACUUAACGUGCACAUGCGUACACAUCGAGUAGAGCGCACCUUCUCCUGCGAAGUCUGCCAUCGAGCCUUCACUCACCGAACCCUGCUGGAACGCCAUGCGCUCCAGCACACUCAUAUCCUACCUCCCAAACCAAGCCCAUCUCAUGCUAUAUCCUGUGAUACUGUCAACUCCAUUGCCAGUGUGAACAUGUCCAGUGACACUGCUGAACCCUAGAAUGAUAUAUUCAGAGAUGGACAAGAGGAGGUGUCUAUGGUUAUAAAAAUGUGACUAUGUAGUCAUUUACCACAGAGGAUGUAAAACAACAGAUACAGACAGAGACGCCUCAUUUGCACAAAACUCCUGACUUGUAUGCCUGCAUGGUAUAUUUAAGGACUUGUCAUGUCACACCAAAAAUUGCUCAUUCUAUGUUAAAAUGUACAGCUCUAGUGACUUUUCCAUAUUACUCUAAACAAAACUUAUAGAUGAACCAACAGGAUUAGGAGAACCAGAUGUUUGUGUUUUAUGUUUUCUUGUUUUUUGCUGUAUUAGUUGCAUUAAUAGUUGUGACAGUAAUUUCUAUUAUAACACAAAUAAAAUUUGAACAAGCAGAUCAGUCUUAUUUUCCGUCAGACUUAUUUUCUCUUGCAUUAUUUAGUCUAGUUGAUAUUUGUAAGCAACAUCUUUUUACUAAUUUCAAUUAUAUCCAGUCUUUAAUUAGGUAAGUUACUGUAGUAAUCUAACAAGUUCUGUUUUCUCAUAACCUUGUAAACACAAAACUUAAACCCUUCCAGUUUUUAAAUUUGUACUGUUUAUUGAGCAUAUGCUUUGUGACAUGUAUUUUAUAUUUUUUUAUUAUAUACAAAUGAUAAUCACUAUUAUACAAUGAACCACCCUACAGUUUACAUUUCAGAUUGUUGUUGAAUAAACUGACGUAAUGAAUGAUAAAAAUAAACUAUU